AUGUCCAUGGACACUUCUUUGAACACAGCCGGUUCCCAGAAACCCCGGAAACCACCGAUCGCGAGGACUUUGAUGAGACUCACAAACAACCUAUGCACUAUAUCAGAACAGAGACCCUAUGACACAGACGCACAGAGACGAGCCUUGGCAGCUAUCGACUUAUGUCGCCGCAGGCUAAAGUUCUCUCAACAGUGGGAAACAUUCCUCCAGGAACCAGAGAUAAAGUGCAGAGCAGCGGAUUCUCUUAGCGCCUCACAAGAGGAUAUGGAGUCUCGGUUGCCUACAGAGAUCUAUAUCAUUAUAAUUAAGCAGCUCGUGAACGAUAGGUAUGGGAAGUCCCCGGAGCAGAUGAAAGUACGUGCCCAGACUUUAGAGUCUCUGGCAUCUACUUGCAGAAUGUUGCAGGUCUUUUGCGAGGAGUACUUGUAUACGCACCCGAGAUCCCAGCGACUGUCGAAAAAUCCCUUAUCAAAUUGGGUGCUUUUAUUCUCUCUUACUGUUGAGCCACGCAGAGCCCAUCAGGUCCGGUCACUGAAAUACGAGCCCCAGCCACACUACAUCCAUCCCACUGCAUGGCUAAGCACUUUCAGGCUCUGUACCAAUCUGACUCGUCUUGAACUGGUUUGGGGACAUCACAUCCCAGAAUGCGUUCGACAACAUAUGGAUAUGCACAUGGGCCCAAUCUUUGCUGCUUGUCCCAAGGUCACCAAGUUCAAGUAUGAUAGCUGCCACGUCCUCAUUGAUGAGCCUGACGACGUGACUCCAGAGCAAAUGAUAAAGUUCCCACAGCAAUACUCAAAGUUUGCCAAACAGCUUUGCCACUUGGAGGUGCUUGGCCCAUUCGACUGCAUCAAGGACAUUCUCCACUAUGAUUACCCAAAUCUCAAGUUUUUGGCUCUUGAUAUGGCGGGUUAUGAAGAGGAAGGCAGGUUUUUUGAGGAGCUAUCUUGCCAUACUCCUGCUUUGGAAAUAUUGGUACUGGACUUGGUUCGGAGCGCCACUUUGCAAGACCUGAAGAUAGGAUUCAAAGCAUGGGGGAAAACAUUGCGGUCUCUUUAUAUCAACCACCCCGUGAUCGAAGAUCACCACGACGGCAUCCUCGGCCAUCUACUGCCCCAUCUCACAAGAUUGGAGGAGCUUUGUUUGGGUGAGUGGCCGACAUUCCUCCUCUCAGAUCUCCAGGCCAUAGCUCAACCGAACGCUCCACGUCUGAAAACUUUCCGAUGGGUGGCUAAUGAUGGCAUCUUCACACGCGACCCACUUGUGAAUCCAGAAGACGUUAGCAAGGCGAUAAUCGACAUCUUCAUUGCGCACAGUGAGACUCUCAGCACCUUCCUGAUAGAGGAAUCAUUCAGCCUUUGGAAUUUCGGCAUGGAUAUCUUUGAGCACCUCCACAAGGCAAGGGGUUUGGAGAACCUUCGAGUACAGCUGCAUGAUAUACCUACCAAAGAAGACAUUCAAGGUCUUCUGGCCACAUCCCCGAAGCUUGGGAAGUCGGAAACGGGUCUCAUGGUAGUCAGGGAGUUCUUCACCGAGUGUACCUUGACGACUAGGAAGUACAAGGAGGAUAACCUUGAUGUACUGGCGGGUAGCUGGGGAAGGAUAUAUCACCCUGUGGGGACUAUGACAAGGUAA
Fusarium verticillioides 7600 is the source of this 1635-nucleotide messenger RNA. RefSeq lists its product as hypothetical. Bases 1 to 1635 code for a protein of 544 amino acids. The transcript has a single exon. Lineage: Eukaryota; Fungi; Ascomycota; Sordariomycetes; Hypocreales; Nectriaceae. The record is from RefSeq and is a predicted model, not a curated record.